Messenger RNA from Amaranthus tricolor (Joseph's coat), 577 nucleotides. RefSeq lists its product as uncharacterized. NCBI's taxonomy places the organism in Eukaryota, Viridiplantae, Streptophyta, Magnoliopsida, Caryophyllales, Amaranthaceae. The transcript is spliced from 3 exons. Gene Ontology annotation, cellular component: endoplasmic reticulum. The coding region runs from base 167 to 373 and encodes 68 amino acids. Gene Ontology annotation, biological process: endoplasmic reticulum unfolded protein response. The record is from RefSeq and is a predicted model, not a curated record.
CUCCCAUGAUUUUUUCAUACCGACAAAAAAGCUUCUUGAUAAUUUCUUACUUUGUCUAGAGAGAGAAAAAAAAUCAAAAGUAAAAAUCUCAUUUUCAUCCUCUCUGGUCAAAUUAUUGAAAUUCUCUGCUUUUUUUUUUCAUCAAUCAUAUCAAGACCCAGUAAAAAUGACAACCUCAAGACGCCUUGCUGACAGGAAGAACCAAAAGUUCCAGAAGAACGUUACUAGGAGGGGAGCCGUUCCUGAGACAACUGUCAAGAAGGGGAACGACUAUCCUGUUGGACCUGUUCUUUUGGGCUUCUUUGUAUUUGUUGUCAUUGGUUCCUCUCUGUUCCAGAUUAUUAGGACUGCCACAAGUGGAGGAAUGGCUUAAUCACAAUGUGUUCUUUCAUGUUCCCAACUCUUGUGCUUAUAGUCUUCACAAUAGAAAUCGAGAUGUUCUUUUGAUUUCCUUACUCUUGUGCUUAUAGUCUACACAAUAGGAAUCACUAUGUUUGUACGAACUGUGUUAUUCAAAACCAGAUUUUGAAUUAAGAUUCAGUAAUACACAUUCUCUAAACUACUAGUUUAAGAUCGA